AUGUCUUUGGCCCCCGUGUUUCGAGAUACAUCUACGAUACUCUCUAGCAACCAAAUCGGGCUGGCCGAACAGGUGGCCAACGGCAUGUGGCGUCUGCUCGUCAGGGAGGAUAAAACUGGGGGACUCAUAAACGGCAUGUUCCUGUGCAUCGAGCUACCCGUUUUGACAGCCCCCUACGCCUACGUGAAGCCAAACCUAGGGUACAUGCUGAUUGAUUCCAUGUCCCUGUCCGUUAAGGGAGUAGAACUGGAUCGGAUGAGCGGCGUGGGGAUGCUGGUCAAAUCAGAGCUCUCUAAGCAAGCCGCACAGGCCGAUGGGGUUGCCAAUAUGCUAGACGGGGUGAGCGUGCCCGAGGUGCUUAUCGAACGCUUCGAGUGCACCCUCAGAGACGAAACUGCGGCAACUCACUGGCUCUUGCACGUUCCGCUGCCUUUUUGGUUUGCGAGAUCGACCGUCAGCAACCCGUUUCCUCUGGGCGUGCUGGCCAGGGAGGACGCGGUUUUGCAGAUCACAUUCAGGAGUAUCGCUGAAGUCAUCGUGCCAGAGCCCCCAGAAAACACCACUCUGACACCCAAAAUGUCACUCGUCACGAGCAAUCUUUACAUACCACCGGACGUUUCAAACGAGCUGCUGAGAUCGGAGAUAGACUUGACCAAGAAACAGCUCUUCCAACAGAACUUCUAUCAGAUUGAGACAGUAGAUCUCGAGCUGCCGAUACAGCGCCUGGAGAUCAUAUGCAACAGACCCGUCAGACGGAUACUGUGGACGGUCGUUGGACCCAUGAUGCCCGGAUCCGCUAUUAUGACCGGGGCUAUUGCAGUCUCAAGACUCGUAUUCGACGGCCAUGAUGUUGCAGCUACGGCACCGAAAGACCCAAACACCGGCCUUAGCACCGACGCAUUCUACUCAGAGAUCGUGCAGCCAUAUCUCUAUGGGUCCAGCAGCGGGGUGCCCGGGGUCUGCAGCCACUCGUUCGCCUUGAGCACAGCCGACAGGCCGUACAUGGGACCCAAGCUGCCCCUCUACCCAUUCUCAGCCAAGGAUGCAGACUAUGGGUCACCAUACGCGGACCAGCCGAGUGGAGCUUUCGACCUUUCGUACACACGCAAUUUUCUGGAGGUCCAGCUCAAUCCAGAGGUGGUGCCGGAGGGGAGCAGCAUACAUGUUCUGUUUGAGACAUACAACGUCCUGGAAUACACCCUGGAUGAAAUGAAAACCCUGUACAUCGAUUAA
This is a messenger RNA of Klebsormidium nitens, 1233 nucleotides long. Lineage: Eukaryota; Viridiplantae; Streptophyta; Klebsormidiophyceae; Klebsormidiales; Klebsormidiaceae. The record is from the annotation of a GenBank genome assembly.